AUGAAUAUCAAUAAGGGCAUCAUCAAACUCAUCCCCAAAGAUGGAGAUAAAGCUCUUAUUAAAAACUGGAGGCCGAUUACUCUGCUUAAUGUCUCCUAUAAAAUUUUAGCGAAAAUCCUUACUCUGCGGCUUCAGAACAUCCUCCCCAAGAUUAUUGGCUCAACACAGACUGGGUUCAUUAAGGGAAGGUAUAUUUUAGAAAAUGUGAUAACUAGCUGGGAAGCUAUGCAUUGGGCUAAGCAGUCCCAGCAAAACUCUGCCAUGCUGCUUUUAGACUUCGAGAAAGCUUAUGAUCGAGUAGAAUGGAAUUUCAUCACCAUGACUCUUGAAGCUUUUGGUUUUCCUAGCAGAUUUUGUGAAUUUGUUAAAAUGAUGAUGAAAGAUGUUUUUGCCCAAAUUGAUAUCAAUGGAUCCUUAUCCGAGGCCUUCCCUCUGGGUAGAUCUACCAGACAGGGCUGCCCCCUGGCCCCUGCCCUUUUUGUGAUUUCCUCAGAAGCUCUCCACUAUAUUCUUAAAGAUCACUCUAUGUCCCCUGCUGUUAGAGGUAUCCGGCUCCCUAACAAUGAAGAGCUCAUCACCAGUCAGUUUGCCGAUGACACUACUGUUUUCUUUGAAGCCUGUGACAGCAACUUUGAAGCGCUUCAAAACAAACUUAAGACAUUCUGCAUUAUAUCCGGAGCAAAGAUCUCCUACUCCAAAUCUACCUAUCUUGGAUGGCAUGAAGUUCCUCCUGACUGGAGUAAUAGAUUUCAAUAUCAAUGGGGAGGUCCUCACCUGGUGGUUAGAUACCUUGGAAUUCCCUUUUCUGUGGACCCCUCUCUUAAGGCUAUGUGGCUUUGGAUCAAAGACAAAAUUAACUCCAAGCUUAAUAAGUGGCAUAACCGUUCCCUUUCUCUUGCUGGCAGGGUUCAAGUUUGCCAGAAAAUUCUCUCAUCCUAUAACAUAUACUUCUCGUCGGCCUGGUUGUUCAAUAACUAUCAGAUAUUUGAGAUCCAGAAGGCCAUUAGACAAUUCCUUUGGUUUGAUGGCAGAGGAACUAGGAAAAUGCAUGCUGUUAAGUGGCAAUGGUGUCAUACGGACAGCCUCCUUGGGGGAUUGGGCUUGAAGGAUCUCAGAAUUCAAGGAGUUGCUCUUGCCGCUAAAUGGAUCUUCCACUCUAUGGAGGGUGACUCCCCAUGGAAAAUCCUUAUUAGAAACAACAUAGAAAUGGGUUUCCCUAAGCAUGCCAAAUCCUGGAAGGGCCUGCCCCUUGCUGAUCUGAUCAUGGGUAGCUUUCCUAUUAAGGUCCAUGGAUCUGCAGUUUUCUGCUCCAUUUGGAGGGCUUGGGAACAGGUUAGAAAGUUUGUAAACAAUAAGGACUACCAUGAUAGUCAAACUCUAUACGGCGAAAGAUCUAUUUGGUGGAACUUACAGCUCUCGGGAAAGCCCUUAGCCCUCUCACAAGGCUGCUCUGCAAGGUAUUGGAACAAUAAAGGGAUAUCCCAAUUGAUUGACCUAUUUGAACAUAACCAACUAAUGCCUUGGAAUGAUCUCAAAACUAAAUUUAACAUUCCUGACUCGCAAAAGAAAACAUAUAAUAUGAUUGUUAAAGCCACUAAAGAUCUCCCCAUGACCUGCUAUGUGGAUUCCAAUAGGUUCCUUCAGUGCAAAUGGCCUGAUGGUAACAUCUUCAGCAAGAUUAAGGCAAAAAAUAUUUACAAUGUUAUCAAUCAUAACAGCUCCAUCAUUGAACAUAUUAAUGCUCUUUGGUAUACCUCCCUUGAUAGCUGUUCCUGGAAGAAACUCCUUAACCACCUUUGGAAGGGGCCCAUUGAACCUAAAAUUAAAUACUUUAGAUGGCUGUUAUUGCUGAACAGACUCCCUGUCAAGAACUUGGAAGCUCAAACUGAAUACUAUAAAUUCUGUAAGAUGCCUGAAACUUGUAGACAUAUCUUUUUUGAUUGUAUUUUUGCCAAGAAAAUUUGGCAAAUGUUUGAUAUAUCUUAUCCACUUGAUUACUCCAUUUUGAAUAUUGUGACUGGACAUAUUUAUGGGAUUAAAAAGGAUACUAAUCUUUUUUGGUACAUUCUCUCUUCUAACAUCUUGUGGCAGCUCUGGAAGUGCAGGAACGAGGAAAAAUAUCAGGACAAACCCCAGUCCCUUACUGAGUUUUACCGUAAACUCACAUAUUUUAAAAUCCUCUUGCAGGUCUAUACCAUGAUGAUGAUUGAUAAAGACAAGCUUAGGCGGUUCCUGAAGACCGGUCACGCCACCUUCUUUGUUUAUGAGAUGAAGCACGGCUACGAGUGGAGAAAGAACAUUGAUGACAUCAAAGCUUUUGACAAGACCCUGAACAAAAUGAGCCAAGAAAUCAGGCGGAACAAGAACACCAAAAAGGAGGUGCUUGCCAUGCCGAUCCAGGAAAACAAGAAAGUUGUUUGGAUGGAGGGGGAUAAGGGAUGGAUGACCUGGGUUGAUGCCAUUGAUGGCAUCCUGCCUUAG
Messenger RNA from Cryptomeria japonica (Japanese cedar), 2481 nucleotides. RefSeq lists its product as uncharacterized. Lineage: Eukaryota; Viridiplantae; Streptophyta; Pinopsida; Cupressales; Cupressaceae. The transcript has a single exon. The coding region runs from base 1 to 2481 and encodes 826 amino acids. The record is from RefSeq and is a predicted model, not a curated record.